Haliotis rubra (blacklip abalone) is the source of this 676-nucleotide messenger RNA. RefSeq names its product aplysianin-A-like. Lineage: Eukaryota; Metazoa; Mollusca; Gastropoda; Lepetellida; Haliotidae. The record is from RefSeq and is a predicted model, not a curated record. The coding region runs from base 71 to 676 and encodes 201 amino acids. The transcript has 6 exons. Gene Ontology annotation, molecular function: oxidoreductase activity.
GUUAGAUGGUUAAACUGCAUUAGAAGAUACCUGGUGAAGCGCUGGUUCAGUGAGAGGGCACACAUACAAGAUGACCUUUUUGUUGUUUAUUUUUCUCCUGCCACACGUCACCUGUACCUGGCCUGGGUUAUGGCCCGAGCACAACCACGAAGAUGACUGUCUCGAUGUUGCGAUCAUCGGUGCAGGUAUCGGCGGCACAUACACAGGCUACCGUCUACGAAACAGAGGACUGAAAAUAGCCAUAUUUGAGUACUCCGACAGGAUUGGAGGUCGCAUGUUUACAGCUCAGAUCCCAACUGUUCCUGGCACGACUGUGGACUUCGGGGCGAUGAGGUUGAAUCCCAAGGAACACACAUUUCUUGUGCGUACUGCAAGCCAGCUUGGACUCAAUAUUGUUGACUUUCCUUUGAACUACGGCAACCGUAACGAGACUAUAUACUAUCUCCGUGGGCGUCAUCUUCUGCCGGAUGAACUGGGAGGACCAAAGACUCCAUACAACCUGAGGCCCAGCGAGAGACUCAGCCCGGGUGACCUUCUGUGGAAAUUAUAUACAGAAAACACCAACAUGAGCAGUUUGGCCUACCCCUCAGAGUCGGAGAUAUACACAAUAUACACAACAGACGGGUACCCUCUGUACACUAUGAGAGUUCCUCUCGCCACUGAAAGAACUGUCUGA